AUGAGAAAUAACACAGCUGUGACUGAAUUUAUCCUCUUGGGAUUUUCUACAAAUCAAAAUAUGCACAUUUUGCAUUCAAUGCUCUUCUCAUUCAUUUACUUGUGGGCCCUGAUUGGGAAUGUCCUCAUUAUCAUGAUCACAACUUUGGACCAGCACCUUCAUACACCCAUGUACUUCUUUCUGAAGAAUUUAUCAUUCUUGGAUCUCUGUCUCAUUUCAGUUACAAUCCCCAAAUCCAUUUUUAACUCCUUGACCCACAACAACACAAUCUCCUUCCUUGACUGUGUCACCCAGGUCUUUCUGGUGACUUUAUUGGCAAUUGCAGAGGUGUUCCUCCUAACAGUGAUGUCCUUUGACCGCUACGCUGCCAUCUGCCAUCCUCUGCACUAUGAAGUCAUCAUGAACAUGAGCAUGUGUGUGUGGAUGGCAGCUGUAUCUUGGGUGGGUGGAAGUCUGGCUGCUGUGAUGCACACAGCUGGUACCUUCUCCUUAUCCUUCUGUGGAUCCAAUGUGGUCCAUCAGUUCUUCUGUGAUAUCCCCCAUUUAUUAGCUAUAUCUUGUUCAGAAAAUUUAAUGAGAGAAAUUGUGCCCAUCCUCAUCAGUGUGGUUUUGGAUAUCUGCUGUUUUAUUUUCAUCAUCAUUUCCUAUGUCUACAUCUUCUGCACUGUCAAGAAGAUUCCAUCAACAGAAGGCCAGUCAAAAGCCUACUCCACAUGUCUUCCACAUCUGGUGGUGGUUGUAUUAUUUCUGUCCACAAUCUUCAUUGCUCAUCUAAAGCCAACAUCAAAGUCCCCUUCUAUUUCUGACCUUGUAAUUUCUGUGUUCUACACUGUGGUACCCCCAACCUUGAAUCCCAUCAUAUACAGUCUAAGAAACAAAGCCAUGAAGUUGGCUUUGGGCAUGUUGGUGGAGGGAAAGAUCAUCAAAAAGUAA
Choloepus didactylus (southern two-toed sloth) is the source of this 933-nucleotide messenger RNA. Its product is annotated as olfactory receptor 14A16-like. NCBI's taxonomy places the organism in Eukaryota, Metazoa, Chordata, Mammalia, Pilosa, Megalonychidae. The transcript has a single exon. The coding region runs from base 1 to 933 and encodes 310 amino acids. Gene Ontology annotation, cellular component: membrane. Gene Ontology annotation, biological process: G protein-coupled receptor signaling pathway. The record is from RefSeq and is a predicted model, not a curated record. Gene Ontology annotation, molecular function: odorant binding; olfactory receptor activity; G protein-coupled receptor activity.